AUGGGAGCUAUCUGGACUGGGAUUAUGGAGAUUGCAGCUGCAGCAGUUAUUGUGCCUUUGGGUGUUCUCUUCCUCCUCUCUGGCCUUGUUGUCAAUUUCAUUCAGGCAGUAUGUUUUGUGCUUGUAAGGCCAUUCUCAAAGAACACAUACCGGAGGGUAAAUAAAGUGGUGGCGGAACUUUUGUGGCUGGAGCUAGUUUGGCUCGUUGAUUGGUGGGCUGGUGUCAAGAUACAACUGUAUAUGGAUUCAGAAACCUUCAAAUUAAUGGGUAAAGAACAUGCACUCCUCAUGCCGAAUCAUAAAAGUGACAUUGAUUGGCUUGUUGGAUGGGUUUUAGCUCAGAAAUCAGGUUGCCUUGGUAGCUCAUUAGCUGUUAUGAAGAAAUCAUCAAAGCUUCUCCCGGUGAUAGGAUGGUCUAUGUGGUUCUCUGAUUAUCUCUUUCUUGAAAGAAGCUGGGCCAAGGAUGAAAGCACUUUAAAAUUAGGUUUUCAACGGUUAAGGGAUUUUCCUCAACCCUUCUGGUUGGCACUUUUUGUUGAAGGUACCCGCUUCACCGAGGCAAAACUUUUAGCUGCUCAAGAAUACGCAACCUCAACUGGGCUGGUUGUUCCAAGAAAUGUUUUGAUUCCUCGUACAAAGGGUUUUGUAACAGCAGUAAGUCAAAUGCGCUCGUUUGUUCCAGCCAUUUAUGAUGUGACUGUUGCUAUUCCCAAAACUUCGACUGCGCCCACCAUGCUUAGACUCUUUAAAGGGCAAUCGUCUGUGGUUCAUGUGCACCUUAAGAGGCACUUGAUGAAGGAUUUGCCAGAAACUGACGAUGCUGUUGCUCAAUGGUGUAGGGAUGCCUUCGUGGCCAAGGACAAGUUACUGGACAAGCAUAUAGCCGAUAAUUCCUUUGGUGAACAAUUGCAAGAUACGGGCCGCCAACUUAAGUCUCUUUUGGUGGUUAUUUCUUGGGCAAGUUUGCUUACACUCGGGGCCUAUAAAAUUUUCCAAACAUCUUCACUUUUAUCCUCGAGGAAAGGUCUCACUUUUUCAGGAAUCGGAUUGACAAUUGUCACUGUUCUUAUGCAAAUCUUGAUUCAGUUCUCGAAGUCAGAACGUUCAGCCCCUGCCCGGGUCAACCCAUCAAAGCCAAAGAACAAAUUUGCUGUUGUGCAGGUUCAUGUGCACCUUAAGAGGCACUUGAUGAAGGAUUUGCCAGAAACUGACGAUGCUGUUGCUCAAUGGUGUAGGGAUGCCUUCGUGGCCAAGGACAAGUUACUGGACAAGCAUAUAGCCGAUAAUUCCUUUGGUGAACAAUUGCAAGAUACUGGCCGCCAACUUAAGUCUCUUUUGGUGGUUAUUUCUUGGGCAAGUUUGCUUACACUCGGGGCCUAUAAAAUUUUCCAAACAUCUUCACUUUUAUCCUCGUGGAAAGGUCUCACUUUUUCAGGAAUCGGAUUGACAAUUGUCACUGUUCUUAUGCAAAUCUUGAUUCAGUUCUCGAAGUCAGAACGUUCAGCCCCUGCCCGGGUCAACCCAUCAAAGCCAAAGAACAGUGAGUCUUUGGGGGUUCCCAACUAG
Fraxinus pennsylvanica is the source of this 1566-nucleotide messenger RNA. Lineage: Eukaryota; Viridiplantae; Streptophyta; Magnoliopsida; Lamiales; Oleaceae. The record is from the annotation of a GenBank genome assembly.